AUGGGAGUGCUCAUGUCAAAGAAGCAGCAGGUGGAGAAGGUGCAGAAAUGCAACGCUGUGGUCUCUGCCUUCCAGGCGGGCAUUAAGGACCGUCCUCCCCCCGCCAAACUCGAUGAAGAAGCAGACGAAGGCGAAGCCCAAGCAAAACCUUCGGCCAAUGCUGAUGAGAAGACCAGAGAGGAAGAGCCAGAGGAAACGGACAAUAACCCAGGUCCAUCAAGCUCGCAGCAGCCGGCGAAGGACGACUGUAAGGUCAACCAGGAGGCUUGGUCGAGGUUACGGGACGGGAAAGGAGUGGAACCGGAGGAUCUCGACAAGACCCAUCAGCUCACGCCUCCUGCUUUCGUGCGGCCCAAAAGGGAAGCAGAUGACGACCAGCCCGUAGAGGUGGAACUGAAAAAGAAAGAGCAGCCAUCGAGCGAUGAGAUGUGUGACGUGUGUGAGGUGUGGACAGCCGACGACUUGUACCCCUGCAGGAUCUGCACUCGGAUGUUCCACGACGGCUGCCUGAGGGAGCUGGGCUACCUGCGUGCCGAGGCUCUGCAGGAGAUGAGAGACACGGCCCACACCGUCACUGGAUGGAGCUGCUACUAUUGUGAUAAUCUAAAUCUGCUGCUAACAGAGGAGGAGAUGUAUAGCCUCAUGGAGAAUUUCAAGCAGUGCAAGAUCAUUCCAGAGUCCUGCCUGGUGUCAGAUGAGCUUCUGCAGUACCGCCAUCAUGCAUCCAAGCAGCUAUUUGACAAGGAUCUGACCGAUGAGCAGGAGGAGGAAGUCCUGGCCCAGUUUGCCGCGUUGGAUCCUGAGAAGAAGGGUCACAUUGAGUGGUCUGACUUCCUUUACUUCGAGUCUCUUGUGGUGUUGAAGAAGUUUCGCUCAGAGAACUCAAUGGUGCGUCUGCUGACCGCCAAGGAGAGGAACACGGCUCGGACAGUGUUCCUUGGUCUGGACCUGGAUGAAGACGGCGUGAUCACAAGAGCAGAAUCCCGCCAGGCCCAGCAGUCCUGGUUCCACAAACUCAACAAAGACUCGCAGUCCUGCAACGUGAGACUCAUGGGACUCUGCUCUCCUAUGAAUUGUGGUAUAAGUAAUGUGGGCCCAAUAUGUGAGAGCAGUCCAGCCAGCUCUGGCAGUGAAAGGAGCAAGACUGAUGAAAACAGGCCAGCGACCUGGGCAGACUUUUUAAGGGAGAGUGCCAUCUACAUUUUGGCUGGGCGGCCCAAUAGUUCUGCCAUGCACAUCCGUUUGCCUCUAUAGUCCAGGAUCCUCUACUGCACCCCAGCAGAGAGAGAGGGAAAAGAGAGAUGGGUAAUCCUAUAGUCUAUACAGAUGAGCGGAGGAAAAUUGACGUGAAGACCCGAUGACACGCGGAGGGUGAACUGGAUGAAGUUCUUAAAGACAGCAGAUCAAGCCAUCGAGAGAAUCUCUCCUCCUCUGCACCAACCCCACCCCCCACACUACACUUGACAACACACAACGCUGAUUGACACGACGCGAGUGACAGCAGCCGUCACAUGUCACGACUCCCAAAACUUCCAACAAAUACCAGAGACAGGACAAGGAAGACAACCGCCCACCCAGUCAGUGAAAUACUUCAAGUGUAGCAAUCAUUCUUCCACUCAGACAAGCUCCUAGGAUACUCACACUCUAUUAAAAUGACAUACCACACACUCUAUGACCGCACCAGAUACAUAACACACCUCUCCGCGCAAGUACGUCAAUGUGACAGGAUGUUACUAUUUCAGAGAUUCAUUCCUUUGGGUCUCAUCAUUUCCUAAAAAUCGUUCCAUGCUACUGUAAUGGGAUCGCGUUAUUAUUCACCAUGGAAAUGUUUAUCACAUUACACAGAGGCACAUGCAUUGAGACUUCUGUGAGGAGAUUAACAGCUGCCAUUACCAGAACGUAUACCAAAGCGGGAAUGAAAAGCUAUCUACGUACCUGCUAUUAUACGAGAACUGCUAUUCAUACCAGUAUAAAUUAUUAUAAUGCAUUAAAGAGCUGUAUUUAUUCCUGUAUCCUCUGAUGUAUUCCCCUCCCCCCAGUCUCAUCUAAGAGUCUAUGUUCUUCUGAAGUACUAACCAUGAAAAAAAAGGUUGUGAACGUUUAAUGAAAGCUAACCCAGUUAAAAAGACGUGCAUAUACUGCCAUGUAGUACAUUUCUUUGUUCCUGUUAUGCUCUGAGAUUUGACAAGGUGGAAACAUCUGAUGCCCUGUCCUAGUGUCAUUAUUUGCACUGUGGGAAUGAGAUGCGGGUGGACUACUGUGUGACAUAAUCACUGUAAUUACAAUAAUGAAAGACCAUUGAAGGUCUUUGUUGAUAUGAAGAUGCUAUGUUAUGGAAAAUGUGAUGGGAAUUAUAUAAAGUUAUAGAUUGUACAACAUUUUAAAUGCACAUGAAACUGCCUGUAGAAUCACUGGAAACAUGUUGAGUGUUUAUGCCAUGUAAUGAAGGUCCUCUGAGUUAAUAAAGUAUGAUUAUGACAUGG
Eleginops maclovinus (Patagonian blennie) is the source of this 2483-nucleotide messenger RNA. It is a transcript of the gene phf24, whose product is annotated as PHD finger protein 24. The record is from RefSeq and is a predicted model, not a curated record. Gene Ontology annotation, molecular function: transcription corepressor activity. Gene Ontology annotation, cellular component: cytoplasm; nucleus. Lineage: Eukaryota; Metazoa; Chordata; Actinopteri; Perciformes; Eleginopidae.